Messenger RNA from Strongyloides ratti, 1083 nucleotides. Its product is annotated as Proteinase inhibitor I2, Kunitz metazoa domain-containing protein. The record is from RefSeq and is a predicted model, not a curated record. Lineage: Eukaryota; Metazoa; Nematoda; Chromadorea; Rhabditida; Strongyloididae. The transcript is spliced from 5 exons. The coding region runs from base 1 to 1083 and encodes 360 amino acids. Gene Ontology annotation, molecular function: serine-type endopeptidase inhibitor activity.
AUGUCAUUUUUUGAAAUAAGAAUGAUAAAAAAAGUUUUAAUUAUAAUUGUAUUAUUUAUGAUAUCACAAAAUGUUAAUGGAAAUUUUCCCGAUAAUUUAGAUGCUUUUUUAGGAUUAUUAUUUGAUACAGAAGCAUGUGAAAAUUUUGUAGCUAAUGCAGAUUAUUUGGGUGUUGCUACUAGAAAAUGUGAUCCAUAUACAUGUGAUUUUCCUCAUGAAAUGUGUAUGCGACCCUCUGCACUUUAUAAAGAGGAAAAAGCUAAUCAAUGUAGGAGUAUACCAGAAAAAUGUUUAAUAGCAGCAAAUAAUGGAAUGCCUUUACCACCAAAAAAAUCAUUUACAACAUUACCACCAAUUAUUAAUCCUAUACCACAAUCAACAUCACCACCAAUACGAAUUGUUCCACCAAAAUCAAAAACAUUACUACCAAAAACAAGAGUUAAUGUAUGUAGAUUAGAAAUUGCUCAAGGUCGUUUUUGUGGAUUUAAACAAAUGUGGUUCUGGAAUAAGGAACAUAAAAUGUGUGAACAGUUUUGGUUUCCAGGAUGUGUAACAAAAGAUACAAAUGGUAACUUGUUUGAAAAUCAAGAUCAAUGUUUAGAAGCAACCAAACACUGUAAAGAAGAAUUAGCUAAAAAAAAUGUUACACCAGCACCUAUAACAAAUGGAAAUAAAGUUACUAGGCAAAAUAAAAAUAAAUUUAUUGAAACAACAUCAUCAUCUGGACCAAUUGAUCCAAGAGAGUAUGGUGGAAAUGCAAUUGUUGGUGGAAAAGCUGUAAAACAAAAUAAUUUAUUAGGACUUAUAUCAAAUGCCUUAAAACCAAAACAAGGAGGAAAAAAAAAAGGUGGAAAAGGAAAUAAUAUGGGUGGAAAUUUGGCAACACUAGGAGCUUUAGGAAGUUUAGCACAAUUAGGUGGUUCUGGAAAUGGACCUGGUGGGAUGCUUCAAAGUCUUAUCGGUGGAAUGACUGGAAUGAAUGGUAAUAGAAAUGGAUUUGGCGGAGGUGGGGGUGGAGGUGGAGCCGGAGGAAUAGCUCAACAAUUUUUAUCAAAUAUGAAUUUAGGCGCAUUUUUAGGAUGA